Messenger RNA from Stegodyphus dumicola, 1054 nucleotides. It is a transcript of the gene CSN8, whose product is annotated as COP9 signalosome subunit 8. The record is from RefSeq and is a predicted model, not a curated record. Gene Ontology annotation, cellular component: COP9 signalosome. Gene Ontology annotation, biological process: protein deneddylation; COP9 signalosome assembly. Lineage: Eukaryota; Metazoa; Arthropoda; Arachnida; Araneae; Eresidae.
AGAAAUCUUUUUUUCCCUAUUCCAAAACGCUGUUGUGUUUUUGAUUUGCAAACACUGGACAUACUGUGAGUGUAUAAUAGAAAACCGGCUUUGUUUUCUUUCAGUUUUAAAAGUUUAUCACUCGAAAAAAUAUAUUUCAGGCUAAUGGCGAUUAAUAGAUCGGCUUUAUUAUGCGCGGGAGAUCCUAAUAUUCAGCAGUAUUCUAGAAUGGCUGCAGAUUUGGAAAAACAAGAACUUGAGGCUCCAGAAGGAGUUGCAUCUCCUCAACUGUAUGGGCAAUUAUUGGCCAUAUAUUUACUUCAAAAUGAUCUUCCAAAUGCAAAAUAUUUAUGGAAACGAAUUCCACGUAAUAUUAAAGAAGAAAAUCCAGAGUUAGGUAAAAUCUGGGUUGUAGGACAAAAACUUUGGCAGUGUCAUUCAAGUGUGUAUGUUGCUCUUGAAGAAGAUUGGCCAGAUCAUGUAAAACCUAUACUUUCAGCAAUUGUGGACAUAACCAGAAGUCGAGCUUUACGAUUGAUUGCAAAAGCAUAUUCUUCUAUAAGUGUUGAAAAAGUAGCUUCUUUCCUUGGAAUGAGUGAAGAAGAUUGUGUAGAAGGAUUAUCUUCUCUUGGCUGGGAAGUUGAUGCAGCAUGCAAAAUUGUAAAACCAAAGAGCUUGGAGAAUAAAACUGAAGAGUGCAUUGCGAGUGAAGAGCAAUUGGGAAAACUUACGGAUUUUGUAGCUUUUCUCGAAAAUUAAUUCAUAAUCACUUCAUCACUGAAGUUAUAACUGUAUAUUUUGUGUGAUAUGUUAUUUUCUGUCUAUGAAAGCCGAAUCACUGUACAUUUUUAAAAAUGCGUCAGGAUUUUUAAAAUAAAAGUUGAAUAAAUAUGGAAGGAAAAAAAACUAGAGCUAAUUGUAUAUUGAAUUAUCUUUGAUAAAGUGGUUUGUUGUGCAUAUUUUAAUUGCUUUUAAAACUCUCAGUAUUUCCAAUGUUACAGAAUUUCCCCAUAUAAAUUCAAUGUGAAUACUAAACAUUUUUUGAAUAAAAUGUGAGAGCGAGUCAAAAUGUAAA